Molecule: messenger RNA, 590 nt
Organism: Durusdinium trenchii
Lineage: Eukaryota; Dinophyceae; Suessiales; Symbiodiniaceae
Source: the annotation of a GenBank genome assembly
CCGAGACAGCCAUUCGUUACGGGCCAUUCUCUUGGCUCCAACGCUUUGAGCUCUCCCUCCAAGCGCAUGAGGCGAGGGAGGGAGGGGAGACCCGGUGUGAGGUUGCACAUGAGCCAUGCUGUGCUUGAGGCCUAAGAGGUCCAAACACCCCGCAGUGGCCAGAAGCAACUCUUCCUUGUCCUCACUCAGCACUCAGAGCAGUGAGGAUGAUGAGUGUCGCUUGGGUUUGCGAAGUAUGAGUACCGUUCGCAGUCGUGGCAUGAGCCCAAAAGUUGAGCCGCAUGAGGAUUUGACAGCGGAAGAGAAGAAGCAUCAUCGCUUAGAGCAAUUUCUGGAGAGGCAUGGCUUUGCUGAUGCUCAUCAACUCCGUAAUCUGGACAACAUCUAUAGUAGGAUCCGUUUCGAGGCGCUUUACCCCAUGGAUGUGGCGCAAAUGCUCGGCGACCCGGAGCUGAUUCAGAUGCUCAGAGACCUUGAUGCGGAGACCUCGAUGAGCUUGCGUGGAGCUUUGUGCGAAGCCUUGCAGAGUGUUGACAUGUAGUGGACCCCAAAUAGAUUGGAGAGAUCACCGGAAAAUGUUGAACAUGCCC